Messenger RNA from Rubroshorea leprosula, 1028 nucleotides. Lineage: Eukaryota; Viridiplantae; Streptophyta; Magnoliopsida; Malvales; Dipterocarpaceae. The record is from the annotation of a GenBank genome assembly.
CAAAGACUUCAUGAACUGUUUCCCAAUUACUAGAUUAGAAAAGUCUCUUUUUUGGCUUUUGUGCCAUAUGCCACUUCCAAACUGCCUACAUAUACCAUCGAUCCUUUCCUCCUUGACCACCCAACUUCAUUGUUACCAGGAAUUAAGGGCAACACAACAAACAAUGGAGAUUUACUCUCUCUUCUUUAGCCUUACCUUGACCAUCCUCUUUGCAGGAAUUCAUUCUGCAACUCUCACGGUCAAGAACAACUGUCAGGACACAAUCUGGCCAGCAACCUUAACUGGUGGUACUGAUGCAGCACAGUUAUCAAACACUGGCUUCGAGUUGGCCUCUCAAGCAUCUUUCUCCCUUGACGUUCCUGCUUCAUGGACGGGCCGAAUCUGGGCUAGAACACAAUGCUCAUCAGACCAUUCAGGAAGAUUCACCUGUGCCACAGCUGACUGUGGCUCUGGUCAGGUCACUUGCAACGGCAUGGGAGGAGCCCCACCUGCAUCCCUCUCAGAAUUCACACUAGCAUCAGAAGGGGGGCAAGAUUAUUAUGACCUCAGCCUCGUGGACGGCUUUAACCUACCUGUCUCAAUAACUCCACAAGGCGGCUCUGGUCCUACAUGCACCACCACCGGUUGUGCGGCUAACGUGAAUGCUGUAUGUCCAUCUGAGCUGGCUCUUACAGGGUCUGAUGAGAGCAUCAUCGGUUGCAAGAGUGCUUGUGUGGUCUUCAAUCAGCCGCAGUACUGUUGCACCGGUGAAUAUAACUCAGCAGACACUUGCAAGCCCACAAACUAUUCGAUGAUUUUUAAGAACCAGUGUCCUCAGGCUUAUAGCUACGCUUAUGAUGAUGGAUCAAGCACCUUCUCAUGCACUGGUGGACCUAAUUACCUUAUUACUUUCUGCCCAUGAGAGUUCUAUGUAAUACAGGGAUCAGGAUAUUUAAUAGUAUCGUUGCUUUAAAAUAAAUAAGAUUGAUAUCACUUUGGUGUCAAGAAAUUAAUUAUAAUGAAAAUGAUAAUGAAUAGAACAAUAUUUU